Messenger RNA from Lutzomyia longipalpis, 1403 nucleotides. Its product is annotated as rRNA methyltransferase 3, mitochondrial. Gene Ontology annotation, molecular function: RNA methyltransferase activity; RNA binding. The transcript is spliced from 3 exons. Lineage: Eukaryota; Metazoa; Arthropoda; Insecta; Diptera; Psychodidae. Gene Ontology annotation, biological process: RNA processing. Bases 212 to 1381 code for a protein of 389 amino acids. The record is from RefSeq and is a predicted model, not a curated record.
AACAUAACCUCAAAUAUUUUUCAAAACAAAUAGUUGCAUGUUUUGAGAAAAAUUGUUUUCAGUUUCAUUCUGCAUUUUUUAUUAGAAUAAUAAUGUGAAAAGUGUUUAAACAAGUCAAAAGAACUCUUAUUCGGAUUAAUUUAAUCAAAUCAAUAAGAGAUGAAACCAUACUUUGCAUAAAAAAUAGAAAAGAAAUUUUUCUAACCUAAAAAUGCAAUUCUUCCGAAGAUUCUCAAGUGAAAUCCUUUCAAGGAGUUUCAAUCCUGCUGCCUAUUCCAGCUUUAGAUUGCAUUCAUCGGUAGCUGGUGGAUGUCCCAAUGAGGUGGAAAAUGUAGAAAAGCUCGAGGAGGAUUUAUUUGGACGAGAAGUAGGGCGAGAUUGGGUGGAAAAGUCAACAAAACGUUUCAGGAGCUACAAGCAUGCUCAGAAAAAAGCAAAACCAGAUGAGAAAUCACCAAAAAUUGAAUUAAAAACUGAUAAAAAGACAAAUUUAUCUUAUCGGGAUCUUGCCUAUCGCGAUCCAACCAUUCGAGAUGCAAUGAUGCUGCUUCGUUCGGGGAAGAAGCAGAAAAAUGAGGGACUUUUGCUGGUGGAAGGACGUCGAUUGAUUGAGGAAGCUCUCAAAGCCAAUAUUCAGAUGGAAAAACUCUUCUUUAGCCGUCCUGAAGAAUUGGAGGAAUUGCUGGAGCCCCUUAAAAGAGCCUCGAAAGCUGAACUCUUCCGCAUAACGUACAGGGAUUUGCAACUAUGGUCCCAGUUGACUACAUCUCCGGGGCUUUUGGCAAUUUUCCAGCGUCCCAAGAAUGUUGUAUCCAAGGCGCAAAAUAUCCUCCCUAUAAGUGUUAUCUGUGACAACAUCCGGGAACCCAAUAAUCUGGGCAGCGCCAUCAGAAUUUGCGCAGCAUUGCCAUGCAGAGAGGUGAUUGUUAUGAAAGGAUGUACAGAUCCUUUUGACGCGAAGAGUCUUCGUGGUGGAGCUGGUGCACAAUUCCAGAUCCCAAUAAGGUAUCCAGUUAACUGGGAAGAUUUACCAGAUAUCCUACCUCCAGAGAAUUCUGUCUUCAUUUCCGAGAGCAGCGUUAAGAAAGCAACAACCAAUGCACAUCCACCACUAGAUGUGGCUGAAUUUUCACUCCCUAACCUGGGAACUGAUCACCAUUUUUCCGUGGUAAUCGGAGGAGAAACUCACGGUGUAUCACCUGAGGCGUACAAAUUGUUGAGAUUGUACGAAAGCAGCUCUUGUCUUCACAUCCCCAUCUCUGAGGCUGUUGAGAGUCUCAAUACAGCUUCAGCUCUGGCGGUUAUCCUUUUUGAGCUACGUAGAAAAAUCAUUGUGCAAAGAAAAGCUGAAAAUUCUGUAGAAUCCAGUGAUGAGGAAUAAAAAUAUUUUUUUUUGUAGAGAA